CCGGCGGCAAAUCGUUCGCGCGUGGCGUUCGUUCUUCGUUCGCGGCGUUUCCGACGAUUAGACGUACACGGAACGAAAUGGCGAUGGCAGCGAGCCAAGUCAAGGGUAGCGGAUGGCCACGGCGGGCGAGUAAUAGCUCGUUCGAGGGGAAAGUGGUGCAGAAUCAGUCUGUGACCAUCAACAGAACUGUCAAUCUAUAUCCUUUGACAAACUAUACAUUUGGAACAAAAGAGCCACUCUUCGAGAAAGAUCCGUCAGUACCAGCAAGGUUUCAGCGCAUGAGAGAUGAAUUCGACAAGAUCGGCAUGCGGAGAAGCGUAGAAGGCGUCUUACUGGUACACGAACACGGAUUACCGCACGUUCUUCUUCUCCAACUCGGUACAACAUUCUUCAAAUUACCUGGUGGAGAACUCAAUACAGGAGAAGACGAGGUAGAGGGCCUGAAACGGCUCCUUACAGAGACUUUUGGGCGGCAGGAUGGAGUGAAGCAGGAAUGGGUUAUAGAAGACACCAUUGGCAACUGGUGGCGUCCGAACUUUGAGCCGCCCCAAUAUCCAUACGUACCGCCUCACAUUACAAAACCGAAAGAGCAUAAGAGAUUGUUUCUCGUCCAGUUGCAGGAGAAAGCUCUUUUUGCCGUACCGAAGAAUUACAAAUUAGUCGCUGCACCGUUAUUUGAAUUAUAUGAUAAUUCGCAAGGAUAUGGGCCCAUUAUCUCAUCUUUACCCCAGUCCUUGUGCAGAUUUAAUUUUAUCUAUAUGUGAAGUUCGAGACUUAGAAUAAGAGAAUCACAAAAACAUGAUAAUUAGUUUAACAAGAAUUACCUUAAGGAUAGUCAUAUGUAUGUGUGAGACGACGGAUGACUUGGGGGGUACUUGUAUGUACAGAUAUAUUGUAUGUACAAUUUAUGGCUGAUCAUAAAUUAAAUCAUUUUUCAAAUAGUACUUAUCUAGUAGUAUCUAUAUAUAUCCAACAUAAACCUUGAUACUUAAUCGCAAGUUAUAUUUUGUUUUUAUCUGAUGAUGCUGUUGUUAAUAUUAAUAAUAAUGC
This is a messenger RNA of Dinoponera quadriceps, 1050 nucleotides long. RefSeq names its product cleavage and polyadenylation specificity factor subunit 5 (gene Cpsf5). Bases 78 to 764 code for a protein of 228 amino acids. Gene Ontology annotation, cellular component: mRNA cleavage factor complex. The transcript has 6 exons. The record is from RefSeq and is a predicted model, not a curated record. NCBI's taxonomy places the organism in Eukaryota, Metazoa, Arthropoda, Insecta, Hymenoptera, Formicidae. Gene Ontology annotation, molecular function: mRNA binding.